Molecule: messenger RNA, 1355 nt
Organism: Pseudovirgaria hyperparasitica
Lineage: Eukaryota; Fungi; Ascomycota; Dothideomycetes; Acrospermales; Acrospermaceae
Product: NAD(P)-binding protein
Exons: 2
Coding region: 307-1191 (294 amino acids)
Cellular component (GO): cytosol
Molecular function (GO): oxidoreductase activity
Source: RefSeq, a predicted model, not a curated record
CACUGCUGUGAAAUGCCGAUAUAUCGUUUAAUCACGACCUGAAAAUCAUAUCGGUAUUUCACGAUGAUGCAACCCCUACGUGCUCCACGAUAGCUUUUGCCGGAGUGCGUAGAAGAUGCCACUGGUUUGGUUCGUGAGUCGCAUCUGCGACGUAACAAGAGAUAGAGUGAGAUGGAAUUACACUUUGCAUUCUCCGGUGCAAGAUCGUGUAUAAAGAGGAUCUGAAAUCCUCGAGGUCCAGGCCAAUUCAAUCAACAUUCGCACUUGAAUCGUUUCAGCACCCACAUUCAUACCCAUUCUCAUACCAUGGCUCCGUUCACGUCUCCGACAGCCAAGUUCCACUCGACCACCUACCCAACCCUGAACCCUGAGAGGCCGGAGCUCUCGGCGAAGGGCAAGUCGGUAUUGAUUACUGGAGGCGGUACGGGGAUCGGUGCGGAGACUGCCAAAUACUUUGCGGCAGCCGGCGCACCUAGAAUCGCUUUGCUUGGUCGACGAGAGCAGCCACUUCUUGAGACCAAAGCCGCAUUGGAGCAGAAGCAUCCCGGGCUUGAAGUGUUCGUGGCCGCUACCGAUGUGACCAAGAAGGACCAGGUUGAUGAAGCUUUCCUAAAAUUUGCCGGCAAGUCUGGACUUGAUGUCGUGGUCAGCGGCGCAGCGAUCAUUGGGCCUCAAGACCCGGUAGCCAAAGCGGACAGCGAGAAGUUCUUGUAUACAGUCCAGCAGAACAUGGCUGGGGCUAUACACACUGCACAGGCAUUCAUACGCCAUGCUUCCAAAGGCGCGGUUGCGAUCGAUAUCAACUCUUCUGCGGCACACCAUAACUUUGGAGACGGCUUCUCGUGCUACAACGUAGCGAAACUUGCAGUCUUCCGACUCUGGGACUCCUUGGCCGUCGGAAACCCUGAAAUUAGCGUCUUCCAUAUCCAGCCUGGUGUUGUAAACACAGACAUGAACAAGGAAGCCGGCGGAGUGGACAUGAUAGGCUACGAGGACCAUGUGUCUCUACCGGCAAGCUUUAACGUCUGGCUUGCGAGUCCUGAGGCACAGUUUUUGAAGGGCAAGUUUUUGUGGGUGAACUGGGAUGUUGAUGAGCUCAAAGCCAGGUCUAAGGAGCUUGAGAACAGCACACUGCUUACGAUGGGCCUCGUGGGCUAUCCGUUCGACGGCAGCAUCAUGAAGCUUGGCUGAGUGUUCAUUCCGGGGCAACAGCAUUAGUAGAAGGCCGUGAAUAAAUCAUCAUGAUUAUAGAACGUCUCCUCGUGGUAUUUUCAGAGCACUAGAUGAAUAUGUAGACUAAAUCUAAGCCUGAAGUAGCUAGCGCUGUUCUCUUGGACCCUUUCCUUGGUUGCCGA